This is a messenger RNA of Psilocybe cubensis, 1491 nucleotides long. RefSeq lists its product as uncharacterized. Lineage: Eukaryota; Fungi; Basidiomycota; Agaricomycetes; Agaricales; Agrocybaceae. The transcript has 5 exons. The coding region runs from base 1 to 1491 and encodes 496 amino acids. The record is from RefSeq and is a predicted model, not a curated record.
AUGCCCCUUCCUAUGCAAAAGCCUUGCCCCAAGCAAGAUCCUUACAUAUCUUUUGUUAAGGCUCAUGUCGAGUCAACUUCAGAUGCCAAUUCCCAGAGUUCUACUUCUAGCAUCAACAACCCCGAACCGUCGAAGCCCCGGAGUUGCACGAGCGCGUCGGGCAGCGGGUAUUUGACCUGCUUUCGACUAACGGAGGGUUGUACAUCAAGUUUGGGUGCGCACCUUAGCAUCCUUACACUGUUUCGCUUCUCUGAGAUCAGUGGAAGGCAAGCGAUAGCUGCGAACGCAGCGGCGCUCCCAGAGCCGAUCCAGAAGCAGUUCGCCAGCCUGUUCGACGACGCACCGCAGGUUCCCUACUCAACCAUCCACCGUGUAUUUGUAAAUGAGUUGGGGCAGCCUCCGAGCGGGCCCAACGGUGUAUUUGAGGUAUUUGAAGAAAAGGCUGUGGCCAGCGCAAGCAUCGCGCAAGUGCACAAGGCAAAGCUCUGGCCCACGCGCGAUGAGAGUGGACGUGUGGUAGACGAGGGAAAGUGGGUUGCAGUAAAGGUACAGAAGCCUGACGUGGCAAAGCAAAUGGAGUGGGACAUUGCUGCGUUCCGCUCUGUUAUGUGGAUGUUUGAGCAUUGGGCGUUUGAUCUGCCCGUAUAUUUCGUCGUUGAACUAGACUUCAGCAGGAAGCUCUACUUUAUCAACCCCCUCGACAGCGUCGUCGUUCCUCUACCCGGUACACCCAGCCAAAGGCGCCUCACUGAGCUGUUGUCCGCGCAGAUGUUUCAGUUUGGACAGGCGCACUACGAUUUACACCCGGGUAACAUCCUCAUACGCCCCUCGCCUACAAACCGCACCCAGCCGCAAGUCCUUCCUGAAGAAUUCAAGAGGGAGUGGGCGGAGCUGUGGCGGGCGAUGCUGGUGGGUGAUUUUAGUGGAGUGAAGAGUGUUGCGGAGCGAUGGGGGUUCGGCCCGUUACCUGAUUUGGUGGCGAGCUUUGUGAUGAUGCGGCCGACGAUUUUGAGGAAGGGGAGAGAGGUCAAGAAGACUGAUUCAGGGGCAGAGAAAACGAGAAAAGACGGAGAAAACGAGGAUAGAGAUAACGAGAAAAAGAGAGAACGGAUGUCAGAGUACGAGCUCAGUCUGAAGAUGAAGCAGAGGCUGAAGGAAUUUUUGGCGGACACGGAUCGGAUGCCCAAAGUCAUUCUGUUUCUGAACAGAAAUAUGCGGAUAAUGCAAGGGAACAACGCGUCAUUCGGCAGUCCCGUCAAUGGCGUCAAAAUCACAGGCUACUGGGCUUCAAAGGCACCCACUCGAAACACUCACCUCACAUUCUCCGAGCGCACACGGGAGUGGUACAACCACACACGCUUUCAGCUCAGCAUGUUCAGCAUGGACUUCGCCAUUUGGAAGGCAUUGGUCGGGUUCUGGUUGCGCACACUUCCCGCUCGGAUGCACGCUCGGGAUGCACUGCCACGCGACGAUGGCAGGGGAACAGGAUGA